AUGUGUUCAAGUAGCUCGGUGUGGCUGGUUCCAGGCGGUUGUGUCCUCCCCCAGGAUGAGAAGCAUCCGGAGCAGAGGAAGGCUGAGCUCAAAGUCAUGCGGGAGCGCUACGCCUCCAAAACCGCCGUGGAAGGCCUUCUGCCAAUGCGCGCAAUGGAGGGGUCGGUGGCUAUACUUGGCUUCGAAAACGUGGGCAUAAUCAUCGGAAAGCUCUUCCAUAAGGACGGCCCCUGGGAAUCGUUCGACAGCAUAAGCCAAACCUUCCCAUCAGAGAAAGUACCGAAGGGGGUAACUGAUUGGAAGACCGACGAGAACUUCGGCCGACAGCGCCUGACGGGAGUCAACCCUACAUCCAUCCGUCUGUGCACGGAGAUUCCAAAGGGGUUUGGAGUGACGGCUGAAAUGGUUGAGCCUUUCCUGCAAGGCCUGAAGCUGGAAGCUGCCAUCCAGAAGAAGCGGCUGUACUACAUGGAUCACACCAUCAUGGCGAUCACUUCCAAUGCCAGCACCAUGAAGCCCAGGCCGAUGUGCGCUCCAUUCGGCCUGUUCUUCGUCAAUGACAAGAAGGACCUCGUACCGGUGGCCAUCCAACUGUAUCCUAACGAAGGGGGAGUACAACACCCGGUGUUCCUGCCGAAUGACCCGCCCAACACGUGGCUCCUGGCCAAGAUGUGGUUCAACUGCGCAGAUGCGAACUAUCAUGAGGCCGUGCCUCACCUUGGUUUCACGCAUCUUCUUGUUGAGGCGUGCAACCUGGCGGCCAAGCAGAACCUGUCCAUCUCCCACCCGAUGCACCGCGUCUUGGAGCCGCAUUUCAUUUACAUGUUCGCCAUCAACGACCUGGCUCUGAAAACGUUGAUCGCCCCGAAUGGCGCAGUGGAUCUAACUACGCAGAUCGGAGUCCAGGGGGUCUUUAAGCUGAUACGGGAAAGGUUAAAGACUUGGCGUCUCGAUAGAGAGGGCAAUCUGCCGGAAGACCUGAAAUCCCGUGGCGUUGACAACGCAGACGAUCUGCCCAAGUACUACUAUCGCGACGAUGCCAUUCCCAUCUAUGACGUUAUCAAGAACCAUGUCACCAAAGUUGUGGCAUACUUCUAUACUCCUGAUGGGGACGGCAAGUCCACCAAACUGGAGAAUGAUAAUGAGAUUCAGAGCUUUGCGAGAGCUCUCGUUGACAGCGGAAUCCAGGGGGUUCCUGGGAACGGAACUUUGUCCAACGUGAAUCAGCUGAUCCAGAUCCUGACCUCCAUCAUCUUCACCGCCAGUGUGCAGCACGCAGCCGUCAACUUCAUGCAGUGGGACCAGUACGCCUUCGUACCCAACAUGCCGCUCGUGCUGGAGGGAGAACCUCCGAGAACCAAGGACCCUCUGACGGAACAGAACGUCCUAAACGCACUGCCUUGGAAGUUCCAAACCGUGAGUAUCGGCCUGCUGGAAGGAGUCCUGAGCGAGCGCUCCACCCAGCCUCUUGGGAAGUUUGAGGUCGAGUACCUCUUAGGGCCAAAGGCUGAAAAAGUCUUUGAUACAAUCAACGAUAAAUUGGAAAAAAUCGCAGAUGAUAUCCAGCUCAAGAACUCUACUCAGCGUUCCCAUCCGUAUGACUACCUGAACCCUCGUGAGAUUCCCAACUCCAUCAGCAUCUAACUGCUCAGUUCACAUCAGCAGUUUUCUGCAAGAUGCAAACACGUGGCAUUCCUUUUCUGCAAUUGGAAACUGAGAACGUUCAUGUAUACAGUACAUUCUGCAGUUCUGUAAUGCAUAAGCUACGUAACAAUGUUUUAAAAACUUAAUAUGCUCUUUGAAGGAGCUGUAGAGCUUAGUCAGGGUGAAAGUUUGUAACAUCCACCUAACGUUUGGAAUGUUUACAACAAUACGUAAUGUUGUAGUAAAAUGCUUGCAGGUUAAUUUGCGCUAACAAUGAUGUUUAGCAAGAUACAUCGGGUAUGUAGAUAGGAAUUAACCCUACUCAGAGGGAGGAGGUAGCUUAUAAGUCCCACGGCAUCUUACAUUUCUGAACGGCUUAUUUUACCUGUUGCCGGGGCAACGGGGUUUCUAAAAUUUCCUAUCCAAGAUGGUGGAUCCCAGCCAAUAAAUAUUGACGUCAUUUGACUCGAUUGACAAGAAAAAUCUUAUUUUAGUCCCCCAUCCCAGGAUGUCCAGUCUGAAUAGGGUUGAUACAAUAGCAGA
Molecule: messenger RNA, 2187 nt
Organism: Branchiostoma belcheri (Belcher's lancelet)
Lineage: Eukaryota; Metazoa; Chordata; Leptocardii; Amphioxiformes; Branchiostomatidae
Product: arachidonate 8S-lipoxygenase-like
Exons: 15
Coding region: 1-1644 (547 amino acids)
Biological process (GO): lipid oxidation; hepoxilin biosynthetic process; arachidonate metabolic process
Molecular function (GO): metal ion binding; oxidoreductase activity, acting on single donors with incorporation of molecular oxygen, incorporation of two atoms of oxygen
Source: RefSeq, a predicted model, not a curated record